AUGUCUUUCUGGGAAAUUCCGGGCAUGAAGGCUGGUGUACUCACCGGUGAUUUGGCUUGGUCGCUGGUGGAGCAUGCGAAGAAGUACGGGUAUGCCCUCGCAGCGGUCACCUGCACAAGUACGAGCGCGAUCGACUCCGUCCUUGCAGCCGCGAGGGAGCUCAACCGGCCUGCUGUUAUUCAGUUCUCCGAGGGCGGUUCUGCCUUCAUCGCUGGAAAGUCACUGCCCAACGAACAGGGUGUGAACCAGGCCUCCAUUCUCGGUGCUGUGGCUGGCGCACAUUUUGUCCGCGCUGUGGCGCCCGCAUAUGGUAUUCCUGUGCUGAUCAAUACUGGAUAUUGCGGAAAGCAGCUGCUCCCUUGGUUUGACGGCAUGCUCGAAUCUGACGAGGCAUACUUCAAGCAGUAUGGAGAGACGCUCUUUUCCAUGCACUCCCUCGACUUCUCCCAGGAGCCGGAUGCCGAGAACAUCGAGCUCUGCAAGACGUAUUUCAAACGCAUGUCGUCCGUGAACCAGAUUCUGGAGAUGGGGAUUGGCAUCACCAGUGGCAGCAGCAUCUUCAAGGUGUACCAGGGCCUAAGUCCCAUCUCAGAGAAGUUCACCAUCGCAGCAGCUUGCAAGGCCGGCAGCGUCGUGAAGCCGGAGAUGUUGAAGGACAUGCAGGCGCAUGCCCGCGAGCAAAUCAAGGCAGCAACCGGCAAAGACAUCCAGAAGCCGCUUAGCUUCGUAGUGGGGUCGGGCUUCGAGAAGGAGAAAAUCACAGGAGCCCUUGCUGCCGGUGUCGUGAAGAUGAACGUUGAUAUGGACGCCCAGGGCGCAUGCUGGGAAGGCCUCCAGAAGUUCUACAAGGCCCAGGACGGCAGCCCACAGGCCGAAGACAAGCCGCUGAAGUACUAUGGCCGAAUUUCACUCCCGCCCAACUUGCCCGCGGAUGUCUUGGCUGAGCUCAAGGAGACUGCCACGAAGCUUUGCGCACCAGGCAAGGGCUUCUUAGCCGCCGACGAGUCAGCCGGACCAUGGCUCCGUGCCGGCCAUGCAGAGGCCGCGAAGAUCCCGGAUGUGAUUGAGAACAGGGCCGCCUACCGAUCCAUGUGCUUCUCCACACCAGGGCUCAGCGAGUACAUCAGUGGCGUCAUCCUCCACUGGGAGACCCUCUUCCAGGACGAUGCCGAUGGCAAGUCGAUGGUGGACAUCAUCACUGGCAACGGCAUGAUCCCCGGUAUCAAGGUGGACAAGGCUUACGACAAGAAGGGUAUGUGGGGCACCGAGGUUGGACCUUUGGGACAUCCGGAGGUGUCGACCAAAGGCUUGGACGACCUUCAAGAGCGUUGUGCGCAGGCGUACAAGAAGGGGGCACGCUUCGCCAAAUG
Symbiodinium necroappetens is the source of this 1370-nucleotide messenger RNA. The record is from the annotation of a GenBank genome assembly. NCBI's taxonomy places the organism in Eukaryota, Dinophyceae, Suessiales, Symbiodiniaceae.